AUCAGUUCUCAUCCAUCGCUUUGGCAGAACACUCGUCCUCUUAUUGUGUGUGUUGUAUCAUUUUUGGGUAAUUUUGCCUCAAUUUGACCAGGGAAAAAAAACCUCAGUUUUACACAUUAGUCUGUGUAUUCUAAUAUUCUUACUGUAUUUUAAAUUGAAUUUGUGUUAUUUAGAAAAUUGUCUGGUAUUAUCCAAACAUUUCUUAAAAAUAAUUUUCAAGGAUCAAUCAGCACUUGGAGUAUUUUUUGUCCUCUGGAAUUUUUUAAAGGAAUUUUACAGGCAUCCAGCAUUGUUUUGUCAUAAGCAUGAAACAAACAGAGAUGGCCAGUUUUUCUCGUGAAGAAGACAACAGCCAUUACCAAGACGCAGAGAGUGAAAAUUUCCUCCCAGAAAAAAACCCAGGCAACAAGAAGUAUGAGACAGAAUAUCACCAAGGCAACGCCUCCUUUGGCAUGUCCGUCUUCAACCUGGGCAACGCCAUCAUGGGCAGUGGCAUUUUGGGCCUGUCGUACGCCAUGGCCAACACUGGCAUUGCUCUAUUUGUGAUCCUACUGGUGGCCGUCGCCAUUUUCUCUUUAUAUUCCGUGCAUUUGCUGCUAAAGACGGCAAACGAAGGAGGCGCGCUGGUGUACGAGCAACUGGGCUACAAAGCUUUUGGGAUGCCCGGGAAACUAGCCGCUUCCUGCUCCAUCACCAUGCAGAACAUCGGAGCCAUGUCAAGCUACCUCUACAUUGUCAAGUAUGAGCUACCCAUCGUCAUUCAGGCUUUAACUGGAGAAAGUGGUGAAUGGUACACGAACGGAGACUACCUUGUGUUGCUCGUGUCACUGGUCAUUAUUCUGCCGCUCUCGCUGCUCAGGAAUUUAGGUUACCUUGGAUACACCAGUGGCCUGUCUCUUCUUUGCAUGGUGUUCUUCCUGAUUGUGGUGAUCAUUAAGAAGUUCCAGAUUCCAUGCCCGCUUUCUGAUCAUAUCGACGCUGGAAAUGAGACAUUUAGUAAAAUUUCAAAUGCUACAGUAUCACCACCCAAUGCCACAGCUGAGGACUACAACGACGCCUGCACACCCAAAUAUUUUGUCUUUAACUCUCAGACUGUUUACGCUGUUCCUAUCCUGACCUUCGCCUUUGUGUGCCACCCAGCUAUCCUGCCCAUGUAUGAGGAGCUCAAAAACCGUUCCCAGAGAAGAAUGCAAGGAGUUGCCAACGUGUCCUUCCUCGCCAUGUUCGUCAUGUACCUCCUGGCGGCCCUCUUCGGAUACCUGACCUUCAACGUGCAUGUGGAGCCCGAGCUACUGCACACCUACUCCAAAGUCUACAAGGCCGACAUAAUCCUGCUGAUUGUCCGCUUGGCUGUGCUCACGGCAGUCACCCUGACUGUGCCUGUAGUGCUUUUCCCUAUCCGCACUUCAAUCAAUCAGUUCCUGUGCGCCUCAAAAUUCAGCUGGAUUCGCCACACCAUCAUCACGGUGGCACUGCUGGCCGGCACCAACAUCCUGGUCAUCUUCGUACCAACCAUUAGAGACAUUUUUGGCUUUAUUGGUGCAUCUGCCGCCGCCAUGCUCAUCUUCAUCCUUCCUUCAGCUUUCUACAUCAAAUUAGUGAAGAAGGAGUCAAUGAAAUCCGUGCAAAAGAUCGGGGCUACUCUCUUCCUACUGUGCGGCUUCGUGGUCAUGAUCGGCAGCAUGAGCCUCAUCAUCCUCGACUGGGUCCACAAUGCCACCGAGGGACAUUCCGACGGACACUAAGGGUCUGUGAAUUGAGGUCACCGAAUUUAUGAAGAUCAAAAAUGACAAAACGAAGACUUUACGCUUGGAUUGACUGAGAAACAGACAAAGCCGUUCCAAGAGAAUGUACACCUGAACUUGUACAGUUUGCCGUUUUCACACCCAAAGAACGUAUUGUUCCCAUACUUUUUUUAUAUUGGGGUUUGAAUUUUAUCUUUUGUCUUUAAUGUUUUUUUUGUAAUUAUAUGGUGUAAAAUUGGACGUGCCUCAAAGUUGGAAACGUUUCAAAACAACCGUUAGCAGCUGACACUCAGGUACGGUUUUGUUUUUGCGUGAGUGCGGCUGGCGAAACGGUGCAAACAACCUCAACCGAACAUUCGCAGAAGCAACAGACUUUUGCUUGGACGUUUUUGUUUUUGCCAAUGAUCUGCCAGUUAAGCGUGUUUGCAUACUGUACUGGAAAGCACUUAUCGUUCAGCACACUGGUGGAAAACCCAGACCAGGGCCUACGACACCGGGAAAAUGGCAAAAGACAACAAACCUGCCUUUUUAUAGCCAACACUGGGAGCUGCAGAGAAAGUCACUGGACUUUAUCAAAAAUAACUGGACCUGCUGAUGUUGAAGUAGUGUGCACAUGUCUGAGGAGAGGAGGCCAAAGAUGGUUUUUCUUUCUGGGAGACAACUUUGAAUUUGACCGCAUGGAGUGGUCGUAAAAACGCCUGUCAAACUUGCAAAAUGUAUAAUCCAGAAAAGAGUCACACUGACAAGCAAACGCACCAAAAAAAAAAAAGUCUUGUGCACGUACUUACGCACACGUUGUGCUUCCAACACUAACACAACACCAAACUCUUGUUGACCAACAUCUAUUUAUGGAAGAGCGUGACAUCAAAAUAACAUCCUAUUUUAUUAUAUUUAUAUGAUACUGUAUGUAUAUAUAUAUAUAUAAUAUAUAUAUAUAUAUAUAUAUAUAUAUAUAUAUACAUAUAUAUAUAUGUA
Molecule: messenger RNA, 2720 nt
Organism: Corythoichthys intestinalis (scribbled pipefish)
Lineage: Eukaryota; Metazoa; Chordata; Actinopteri; Syngnathiformes; Syngnathidae
Gene: slc38a2
Product: solute carrier family 38 member 2
Exons: 15
Coding region: 306-1745 (479 amino acids)
Biological process (GO): L-glutamine transport; amino acid transmembrane transport
Cellular component (GO): plasma membrane
Molecular function (GO): L-glutamine transmembrane transporter activity
Source: RefSeq, a predicted model, not a curated record